UGAGUCAAAAGCGACAUAUUUUGAUCAUUUCAUGCACAAGCGUAUAAUAGCGAAUGGCAGGAUGAAAUCGUUACUAUCACAGGCUCCCGCCAGCUUGGCGCGCAGCGUGCCAUGCGCUGUCGCCUCCCAAGAACCGUCGCCGACGUAUAACAAGUGUCGCACGAUCGCAUGGCCGAGCCAGAACCGCCGCACGGUCGUCCUAGCUAGUCGCAGCACGAGCACAGGACGAGUUAGGGAAAGCAGCAAGACCACCACCACCAGAGCCGGCAGCAGCAGCAGCAGCGGUCACGCGAAAUCAGGGAAGAACAACCGGAAAGGGGGAGCUAAGGGCGCGGGAAAGUCGGCGGUGACUGGGGGAGGCUCUCCGGCAGGAGCGAGAAAGCAGGCCUCGUCACGAAGAGGCAGAGGAGAGGAGUCUACUGACGAUGAGGAGGGGGAGGAAGGAGAGAAAGAGGAAUUCUGGGGGAGAGGAGGGGGGGAAGGCAGCGAUAUGGAGGAUGAGGAUGAGGAUGAUGAUGGGGGGGACUCAGAGGAGGAAGCAGCGCUGAAGCUUCCCAUGCCGAGUCCCCCGGCGGGGUUUGUCCUGGACGACGAGGGCGAGGUGGUGCUGGCAGCGCCGGCAGAGAGAAGAACGCUGACUAUUCAUGACCCCAUUACCAACCGCUCGCUUGACUGCGUGAUCCGACGUGCCUUCUCCAACGCGCUCGGCGUUCCCUUCUUCCUCCUCCACCCCCUCGACACUCCGAUAAUGUUUUUCCGCAUCUCGGGGAGAACGGGUGAGCUACAGGAGGUGGACGAUGAAGAGGCGGAGAGGAUCAUGCCCGCUGCGGCUUAUGCGCUCGCCAAGAAGAGCCUGCACCUGACACCCUCGGGCUUCACACUCACCCUCAGGGGAGCAAUCUGCUUCACAGAAGAUGACGUCAUCAAUCUAGACACUGAGCUUGGGUUUGGCAUCGGGGGUUCACUCGCAGAAGGCGUUGACAUCACCACGUGCUCGUGUGGCGGUCAAGAAUACAUGAUCUACACGCCCUUUGACCCCCUCAUGUUCGUUGCGUACAGGGACCCCAAGACUAAUGAGAUUCUUGUGGCCGAAGAUCCUGAGCUUCUAAAUGAUCCCAAUGUGUUGGACGCUAUCGAUGAGGAGCAGCAGUUCCAAGCCAUGGUGGAGGCAGAGGAGGAGAUGGCAGCGACGCUGGAGCAGACAGCAAUGCAGGCAACACAGAAAAGCACGCAGAAAAGCAGGCAGCAGCAGCAGGCAUCUGCGAGCACCCGGAGAAACCGGUAGUUUGUUUCCUUUAUAAAAAAAACCCUGAGAUGGGUAUGGGGUAAACCCUGUUUUUUGUUUAGGUGCCUAGAACUUCUCACUGCCUUAAUCAGCGAGACGUGUAUUGGACAGGGUGAAAAUAGCAGCAGGUCGCAGCCAACUCCAGAUUGUUUCCAGGUUUUAGCUCCAUGACAGAACUUCUCACUGCCAUAACCAGCAAGACGUGUAUUGGACAGCGGUGGUGGUGUUUGCCAGGCAGAGUAUUACCAUUGCAGCAAAUCCUUACGGACUAUACUGGAUUGUGCCUUAGAGGGUACAACCCCUAGUCUAUAUACCCCUGUAUCCUUCUAUUCUACUCAA
Closterium sp. NIES-67 is the source of this 1624-nucleotide messenger RNA. NCBI's taxonomy places the organism in Eukaryota, Viridiplantae, Streptophyta, Zygnematophyceae, Desmidiales, Closteriaceae. The record is from the annotation of a GenBank genome assembly.